GAAGCCAACGGAAAGAGGCUGCGAUGAAAACAAAACGACGCUCACAAGAACGCCUUUUUCGUAGCAAUUUAAACAACAUUUGCAUUUAUGACAACAGUUUUCGUCUAGAUAUAAACUGAUUUUACACUUUUAUUUAUUUAGAUAGACCAAAUAUAUUCCUCUAUUUUACGUCAAAAGUAUAACAAAUCAUAUUAGCUUAGCAUUAGCUGUCAAAAAGCCAGCUAGCUUAGCUUCUCCCGGGAAUUCUGACUGAAUUCUGAGUUCAUCAUCGACAACUUUAACAAUAACAAACAACAAUGUCGGACGAUUAUGAAUUCAGCGAUGACACCACUAUGAUGAGAAUGGAAGAGGAUGGAGAGGCAAACAGCGAUGACCCGAUGUCUGCAACCGGGGACUGUGGCCUGAUGGGGGGCGAGGCCGAGGGAUCAAAGAUUGACGCCAGUAAAAACGAGGAGGAUGAGGGGAAGAUGUUUGUAGGAGGGCUCAGCUGGGACACCACUAAGAAGGACCUGAAAGAUUAUUUUUCCAUAUAUGGGGAAGUUGUAGACUGCACUUUAAAACUGGACCCCAUGACGGGCCGCUCGAGGGGCUUUGGCUUUGUCCUCUUCAAGGAACCUGAUAGUGUCGACAAGGUUGCCACACAGAAAGAACAUAAACUCAAUGGAAAGGUCAUUGAUCCCAAGAAAGCCAAGGCGAUGAAGAGCAAGGAGCCUGUUAAGAAGAUUUUUGUUGGUGGUCUCUCUCCCGACACCCCUGAAGAGAAAGUCAGAGAGUACUUUAGUGCCUUCGGAGAGCUGGAGUCAGUUGAACUUCCCAUGGAGAACAAAACAAACAAAAGGAGAGGCUUCUGCUUCAUCACCUUCAAAGAGGAGGAACCAGUUAAGGGGAUCAUGGAGAAGAAGUACCACAAUAUUGGACUGAGCAAGUGUGAAGUAAAAGUGGCAAUGUCCAAGGAGCAGUACCAGCAGCAGCAGUACUGGGGGGGCAGAGGAGGGUACUCUUCUAGGUCUCGAGGAAGAGGCGGCGGUCCCAAUCAAAAUUGGAACCAGGGUUAUGGCAACUACUGGAAUCAAGGCUAUGGGAAUUAUGGCAAUUAUGGUUACGGAGAUCAAGGCUAUGGAGGCUAUGGAGGCUAUGGAGGCUAUGGAGGCUAUGGAAGCUAUGAUUACCCUGGUUACAACAACUAUUAUGGAUAUGGUGACUACAGCAUAGAUCAGUCUGGUGGAUAUGGCAAGUCGCCGCGGCGCGGUGGCCACACCAACAGUUACAAGCCGUAUUAACAGAGGGAACUCACCUUCAAGUAGCGGAGCUUCCUUGCAGGCCAUGAGCUGACCCCAGAUACUCUCAGGGCCCGCUCAAUGCGGACCGGGUACGAGAAGCAUACGCUCUCGAAUGCUGCCAUUUGGUAUGGUCUUACAACAUCCUGUAUCAGCAUUUCUAAACUAAACAAUAUGGGACACGUCCAGCUUUGUCAUCUUUCUUUCCAUUUUGUAUUUCUUUGCAACUGUUUGUAAUGUAAAACUUAAAAUAUACACAUGUAAUUUUCAUUUUUUACAGGCCCCCCCACAAGUAAUGAUUUUGUAAAUAUGUAAAAUUAACUAUUUGCUUUUUGAAGGAUACGUACAGCAUUCUCUGGACUUUCCAGUUCCUAUUGUUAAUAUAUGCAUUCCUAAUCUUAUCUUUAAUGCUUGUUUCUUUAUUUAGCUCUUGUAGCCAGUAGUCCAUGAGCUAAAUCCUGGUUGGUAUUUGGACGAGACUGUGUUGGGGGGAUAAAGUUCUUAACUUUGUGUACAUGUAUUGCUCUGUUUUGUGUUACUGACAGCGAUGGAAAGAGCUCCUCUUUGGUUAAUUUUCCUGUAACGACAACAUUUUUCUCUUUAUAACCUUUUGUAAAACAAGACGUUUCCUGAAAUUUGCAUGUAAUGUUUUCUGUAAUGUGUAUUUUUUGACCAAUCGAAGAUUUCUUCCAUUUAGUAUUUUGACUUCUUCAAUUUACUGCACUUCAGGAUUUCUAGCUUAUGGACUAACUUUUGUUACUGUAAAAUGUUAAAGUUCUCAUUUUGGUUUUUACAUUGUAAACAAGGGGGAUUCCUUUUUAUUUAUAAAUGAAGCGUUUUGUGUUCAUCUAUAGCUGAUUUGUGUUGUUUGUUUUCCGUAGGGUUCAGAGUGAUGAAAGGCAGCAGAGUGAAGGUUUCCAGCUGAGAGCACUAGCUGAUUGUAAGGACAAAAUGAAGAGCACUGACCUACAGUAACUCUCCUCAUCAUUUACCGGAGUAUUCUUAAACGUUUGAUGUUUUGCAUUUAUUUAGAUUGCUGCAAAGUUUUAAAGGUCCCAUGUCAUGGCCAUUUCUACUGAUCAUAAUUCCAUUGUUGAGGUCUACUAGAAUAGAUUUAUAUUGUGCAAUUUUCCAAAAUCUCAUUGGUUUCUCAUACAGCUUCUCUGUAUAGUAUGUGUAUUCACUCUCUGUC
This is a messenger RNA of Trematomus bernacchii (emerald rockcod), 2469 nucleotides long. RefSeq names its product heterogeneous nuclear ribonucleoprotein D0-like. The coding region runs from base 297 to 1280 and encodes 327 amino acids. Gene Ontology annotation, molecular function: RNA binding. Lineage: Eukaryota; Metazoa; Chordata; Actinopteri; Perciformes; Nototheniidae. Gene Ontology annotation, cellular component: nucleoplasm. Gene Ontology annotation, biological process: regulation of gene expression. The record is from RefSeq and is a predicted model, not a curated record. The transcript has 8 exons.